AUGAAGCUCCGCGACCGCCGCAAGAACACCUUCAUACGGUGCGUUGAUGCCCCCGGUCUCCUCCUCACUUGCAAGCAGAUCUACAGCGAGGCGACUGGCAUCUACUACUCCAUGAGCACAUUCGAAGUCUGGUACUCCUCCACUCGCCUCGCACGUAGGUCCGGCAAUACUACCACUCGCUUGCCUGAGUUCCUGCACGGUAUUGGUAAGGCGAAGAGGGAUCUCAUCACAGCACUUGGAGCAUGGUCCCUGUGGCCGGUCUGCGUGGGGCGUGGAUCGUUGUCUCACCAUAUUGAGGGAGGCGAAGAUGGAGGUAUCGGAGAAGGGGAGCCAGUGUAUACUGGUGAGCCGGUCAAGACUUAUCGUGAGUACUUGGCGAGACCUAAGAAGGAGAAGGAGGAGAGGCAGAGGGAGAGAGAAGGCAGAAGGCAGAAGAUGUUGGAGAGGAUGAGGGAGCUGAGAGCGAGGGAGAGGAAGGGGAACGGGAAGGUGAGAACGAAGGCGAAGGCUAAGCGAGGUUUGGAGAAGGUGGCUGGAUCGGCCAGCUGA
Molecule: messenger RNA, 549 nt
Organism: Fulvia fulva
Lineage: Eukaryota; Fungi; Ascomycota; Dothideomycetes; Mycosphaerellales; Mycosphaerellaceae
Exons: 3
Coding region: 1-549 (182 amino acids)
Source: RefSeq, a predicted model, not a curated record